Molecule: messenger RNA, 2584 nt
Organism: Lathyrus oleraceus (garden pea)
Lineage: Eukaryota; Viridiplantae; Streptophyta; Magnoliopsida; Fabales; Fabaceae
Product: inactive receptor-like serine/threonine-protein kinase At2g40270
Exons: 8
Coding region: 269-2281 (670 amino acids)
Biological process (GO): protein phosphorylation
Molecular function (GO): protein kinase activity; ATP binding
Source: RefSeq, a predicted model, not a curated record
AAUGUUCAUUUGUGGAGCACGCGCUUUCCUAUAUUAUGUUGUUUUUGAAUUCUACCUCGUUUGUUUGGUUGGUGUAAUAACAAGUCAGUUUUCAGAUCAACUUUCUUUUUGUUUAGUUGACAUUGUUUCCACAGUUUUUCUUUUUCUUUUUCGAUACUUUUCAGAACCGAUUCAUUUCUUGUCUAGUUUGUUUUUUUUAAGAAAAAAUAAUUAAGAAUCUGUGUCGGUGUUUUCCCCCUGAGUUAGCUAGCAUCUAUACGCAACAAUAAUGAGAGAAUGGAAAUUCACAUGCUUCAAGGAUCUUAGGAGUGUUUUGUGGCUUGUGUUGUUUUGUGUUUUGUUACAGAGCUUUGGUUUGUGUUGUUCUUUGAAUGAUGAAGGUAAAGCUCUUUUGAAGUUCAAGCAAGGAAUUGUUAGUGACCCUUUUGAUGCUUUAUCGAAUUGGGUUGAUGAUGGAGUUUGGGUUGACCCUUGUAAUUGGUUUGGAGUUGAGUGUUCCGAUGGAAGAGUGGUGGUAUUGAAUUUGAAAGACCUUUGUCUUGAAGGAAAACUUGCGAAGGAGCUCGAGAGCCUUUUUCACAUAAAGUCCAUAGUUUUGCGGAAUAAUUCUUUUCACGGAAUCAUUCCCGAAGGAAUUGUACGCUUGAAGGAAUUGGAGGUUUUGGAUUUGGGCUACAACAACUUCAGCGGUCCUCUAACGAAAGAUAUUGGGAUUAAUAUCUCACUAACAAUCCUUUUGCUGGACAACAAUGAUCUUCUUUGUGGUUUGUCGCAUGAAAUUAAUGAAUUGGUGAUGAUUUCUGAGUCUCAAGUAGAUGAAAACCAGCUAAUUAGUGCAAGAAAAUCGCCAGGUUGUACAGGAAGAUCCAUCAAAUGGUAUGUAACUAAGCAUUUGAAAUGUGUCAUCGCGUUUUUUUACCAUAAUCUGAACUCUUAUGUCAUUCUUUUUUUAAGGCGUAAUCGCAAAAGUGAAAAAAGUCUUCGGAAGCUACUGCAAUCAAGUACUCGUGAUGAUCGUCAUAAUCGUGCAGCUAUUGUUCCAGAUAGUCCUUCUCCGUCUCCGUCUCCAUCUCCUUCACCUUCCCCUUCUACCUCGACAACACCGCCAAAAGUGAAAAAACCAUCUUCCCUUGAUCGAAAUGUUUCUGAUUCUCCUUCUGCCUUGCCCGCACCACAAUCCAAAAGUACCUCAUCGAAGAAACAGCACACUCCUAUUGUGGUUGGAGUUCUGGGUGGUGCUGCAUUUAUUAUCGUUUCAAUCAUUGUCGUAUAUCUCUGGAAAACCAACAAGGUGGCGACCGUUAAACCGUGGGCUACCGGAUUAAGUGGACAGCUUCAGAAGGCAUUUGUGACAGGUGUGCCGAAGCUAAAGAGAUCGGAGCUUGAAGCAGCGUGCGAAGAUUUUAGUAAUGUAAUCGGUACUUCACCCGUUGGAAGCAUUUACACAGUGUACAAAGGGACUCUAUCUAGCGGUGUCGAAAUAGCCGUAGCUUCUGUUACAGUGACAUCGUUGAAAGAUUGGUCAAAGACUUGCGAAGUCCAAUUUCGUAAGAAGAUAGAUACAUUAUCAAAGAUGAACCACAAGAAUUUCGUAAAUCUUCUUGGAUUUUGCGAAGAAGACGAGCCAUUCACCAGAAUGGUGGUUUUUGAAUACGCCCCAAAUGGAACACUCUUCGAGCAUUUACACAUAAAAGAAGCCGAACAUUUGGAUUGGGGAACAAGACUUAGAGUUGCAAUUGGCACGGCUUACUGCCUGCAACAUAUGCACCAGCUAAACCCUCCGCUCGCCCAUAGCAGCCUAAACACUUCAUCCGUUCAACUCACUGACGACUACGCCGCCAAAAUCUCGGACCUAAGUUUCUUGAAAGAAAUAGCUUCACCCGAUAUAAAAUCUUCUGCCAAGAAACGCACGGACGCGACAUUAGCAAGUAACAUUUACAGCUUCGGUAUCAUGUUACUCGAAACUGUAACGGGCCGUCUUCCUUAUUCCAAUGAUCAAGACGGUUCACUUGAAAACUGGGCUUCAAACUAUUUACAAGGGAACCAAUCUCUCAAAGAAAUAGUGGAUCCAACACUAGUAUCCUUCCAAGAAGAACAAUUAGUACAAAUCGGCGCAUUGAUUAAGUCCUGUGUCAAUGCUGAUCAAGAGCAAAGACCAACAAUAAAACAAGUUUGCGAAAGAUUAAGAGAGAUAACGAAAAUAAGUCCCGAAGUAGCUGUUCCAAAACUUUCACCACUUUGGUGGGCAGAACUCGAGAUUGCUUCUUUCGACGCCAGCUGAAAUCGCGAAAAGAAAUUGUGAGUAUGGUGUUUGAAUCAAUCUCGUCGGAGAUGGCGCUGAAAAGAUACUCACCUGUAAACUGAUACCUCUUGUAUCUAUUGUAGGGGAGUAAUAAAUCACAUUGUACAUAAGGGAGAUAAAAAGAACCAUUUUUUUUGUGUGCUUCGUUUGGUUAUGGUUUCAUGGAAUUGCACCAGCAAAAGGUGCCAUAUAUUAGUUAAUUUCAUUUGUUGAGUAAGUUAUUUUGUUGGUUAAAGAUAUUUUUGAUUAUAUUUCUUACUAUAAUAAUAAUACUUUCACUUA